Messenger RNA from Paramecium pentaurelia, 371 nucleotides. NCBI's taxonomy places the organism in Eukaryota, Ciliophora, Oligohymenophorea, Peniculida, Parameciidae. The record is from the annotation of a GenBank genome assembly.
AUGUGUGAUUAAAAACGAAAAAGACUACUUACAAAUGAUGAUUUGAAUAACUAAAGUAUUAUCCCUAGAACACCUGUAAUAAAGUACUAUUAUAUUUUAUAUAAUCAAGACCAUUAAAAGAUACUUCCAUUUUAUUACCAGAACUAUAAUUAACUUAUGAAAUUCCGAAUUGCUUCAAAUAUAUUCCACUUACAAUUAUCCCUGAAGAUGUUAAACUAGAAAAGUACUAGUUGCCCUAGGUGAGCAAAUACAUCAAAAAAAGAUAAAGAUUUUAAAGUGAAAAUCUUAGUCAUACAGUCAUAAAUAUGAUGGAAAGACAAUUAUUGAGUAGAAAUUCUUCAAAAAUGCCUAUAGAUAACUAUAGAUUUUGA